AUGAUGACUGAUGAGUGCGUCAGUAACUUGAGCAACGAUUCUUUUAUCGUUUGGCUGGAUAAUGGGAUCGAAAAGAGUAGAAGUAGUCGAGAAAUAAAAUCGCUUAUACGACAACUGGCCAGAGGUCGUUUAUUUACUUCCGCUGAUCCCGACGAAUGUGUUGAUUAUAUACUCGAUGAGCUAGCAACAAAAAACGUUUGUUUUAUUGUUUCCAAUGCACUUGGUCGAAAUGUUGUGCCUCUUAUAUACGGACUGCCACAAAUACAAAAAAUAUACGUAUUCUGUGGUAACCGUCAAGCAGCCGAAUCAUGGGUUAAACCACAUUUUAAGAUCUCUGGUAUAUUCACUGAGAAAAAAAAAUUAUUACAUCAAAUUGGUAAUGAUAUUGAUCUCUAUGGCAAAGAUGAUGAUUUACCAAUGAGUGUUUUUCAUCUUGCUGAGCGAGAACAAACUUUACAAAAUUUAACACAAGAAAGUUCUACAUUUAUGUGGUAUCGGGCAAUAUUGAUGGUUCUUCGAUCGAUGGCAAAAUAUUAUAACUCAAAAACUGACAUGAUCGCUGAAUCUAAAGCUAAUUAUCAUAGAGAUGAAAUUGAACAAAAGAAAAUAAAACUUUUCGAAGACACUUAUUGUCCAACAAGAGCAUUUUGGUGGUACACUUACGAUAGUUUUCUGUAUCGGUUAUUAAACAAAGCUCUACGCACACAAGAUAUUGAAAUAAUAUUUAAAUUUCGAUUCUUUAUCAAUGAUCUUUGUAACCAAAUCGAACAGUCGUAUUAUCGAUAUUUAGAAAGACAUUCUUCUGAUACAAACCAUGAGUUGACUGUAUAUCGUGGACAACGUUUAAGUAUGGCCGAAGUCAAUCUAAUGAAGAAUAACGUAAAUGAACUUAUUUCAAUGAACAGCUUCUUAAGCGCUACAUUAAAUAAAGAAAUAGCUUUGAUUUUUGCGGAUACGAGUGAUCAAUCGAAGGAACCAUCGCCUCUACAAUCCGUUCUUUUCAUCAUUGACAUUUCUAAUAUGUCUAAAGAAAUGACAUCAUUUGCAUUCAUACAAAAUUAUGCAUGUUGUCCAGAUGAAGAAGAAGUUAUAUUUUCGAUUGGUGCCAUAUUCAAAGUUCAAUCAGUAGAGCUCCAUGAAAAGAUGUGGCAUGUCCAUUUAAAACUAAGUAAAGAACAAAACCAACUGAGCCAACAUCUUUCCGAUCAUAUGAUCAAACAAAUAGGAGUGAAACCCAGUCCAUUAUCAUUCGGUUGGUUUCUUUACCGCGUCAAUGAAUUCAACAAAGCUGAACGUUAUGCAAAAAUGAUGCUCGAACAACUCCCACCAAUGGAUAGAGGAAUUGGCGAUGCUUAUAACUUACUGGGUCUCAUCUAUAAAGAUACGCGUCAGGUGCAAUUAGCUAUUGAGUGUUAUGAAAAAGCACUUCAGAUUUAUUCGAGCUCAAAUCGUCAUACAAGUCCUCAAGUGAUCGCUACGCAUUGUAAUCUUGGUUUAGCUUAUCUAGCAUUAGGAGAUGAUGAAAAAGCUGAAAAUCAACAAAAUCAAGCUGAAAUGAAAUUAUACAAUUCAUCGCAAACGCAGAAUUCAUUACUCAAAGCUACAGUGGAAAGUCUGAAAGCAAAAAUUGAGAACAAAUGUGGAGAUAAAACAAGCGCUUUGGAAACACUUGAACGAGUUUUAGAGAGUAAAAGAAGUAAACUAUCACCAGUUCAUCCCUCGGUAGCAUCCACAUUAAACGAGAUUGGUAAAGUGCAUGAAGAUAUGGGCUAUUACGUAAAAGCACUCGAAUGCUUUCAAGAAGCACUGAAUAUUGGUAUCAAAACUUUAACACCCAAUCACUUGGAUUUAGCUGAUUAUCAUACAAAUAUUGCUCGUGUUCUUAGCCAACGUGAACAAUAUAGACUUGCUUUGAAACAUUUCGAAUCGGCACUGGCCAUCGUCGCGGAUGACGAACGAGAAAUGACUGACUCAAUUUUGACGUUGCAAAAGUAUAUCUUUGAGACGAGAAAAAAAUUACGUCAGUCAGAGAUUCACUGA
Rotaria socialis is the source of this 2040-nucleotide messenger RNA. NCBI's taxonomy places the organism in Eukaryota, Metazoa, Rotifera, Eurotatoria, Philodinida, Philodinidae. The record is from the annotation of a GenBank genome assembly.